Messenger RNA from Emericellopsis cladophorae, 477 nucleotides. RefSeq lists its product as uncharacterized. The transcript has a single exon. The record is from RefSeq and is a predicted model, not a curated record. The coding region runs from base 1 to 477 and encodes 158 amino acids. Lineage: Eukaryota; Fungi; Ascomycota; Sordariomycetes; Hypocreales; Bionectriaceae.
AUGGCAGCCACUGUGGAUCUGUCCGGCAAGGGCAUGCUGUGCGUCAUGUCUCGAAUCUCACGGAACGAUAUGCUGGACGAGGAAACGUUCCUCAGAUGGUACGACAAUGAGCAUAUUGCCGAAAUCAUGCGGACUAGUGGAGUGACCUCGGCCAGACGCUUCGUGGAUGUGAACCCCUCUGCGGACAAACCGUAUCUCGCCAUGUAUGCCAUGGACGACAUUGCGUUUGUGAAGAGCGACGAGUUCCGUGGGAUUCAGUUCAAGAGUGCCUCGCUGCCUGGAUCUGGAGUCAUCUAUGACUUGGCCGAUCUUGAUGUGAGGAACGAUCGACUGGUCCAAGUCUACGACCCCAGAAGCAAAGGGAAGGGCCACACAAGGAGCUUGGUCUUGAAUCAAGUUGAGCUCGGGGGAGGCAUCAGUGAUCAAGAAUUCGACACAUGGUUCCGCGAUGAGGUAGGUCGCUGCGGCUCCGUGUGA